CCUUCCUCUACUCCAACUCCUCACUCUGAACCAUUCCUUUCCCAGCUUGGGAUAUGAGGAGUUCUCUGCAUUCGGACUAAAGUCCGAGCUCAGAGCCCUCUCCUUGGACACCACACCAAAUAUGCAUACUACUUGCUCAAUCUGAUUAUAUGUCUGGAUGCAGUGUUCACCGUUUCCCUACACUGAACGGGCUGUUAACUUGAAAUCCCCUGCAGCAUGAUCAAAUGCAGAUAACACUUGAGUCAUGCAGAAAAGGAGGAUUUCAGGGAACUAGGCAGUAACUGUCUUCGGCUUUGGGUGCAGCAGAUGGUCUCUCUAUCAUUGUCGGCCAGUAAAGUUUAGCUACCAUACUCUAAAUCAGUGGUUGUCAACCAGGAGGCCUCAGCAGACUUCCAAGAUUUGGCGUCAUUACAGGAGAGGAAACCAAUGGAAACAUCUGACCCCUGCGAUUGUUGUCUUUGACAACAGAGCACCUUGAAGUGACAAAGGUCUAAAACAUAAUUUUAAAGUAUGCGCUCAUGUUUGUUUACGCGUUAGUCACCAUCGAAAAAGACGCACAGCAAGACCGCUGAGUAAUUCAGUCAUACAGAGUAAUUGUGAACGUAAGGAGAAAGUCCACAGACGGUGUUGAGCUGGAGUGGAAUACGGUUAUCAGAGUCCCUCACUCACUCUCUCUCUUGCGCGCCCGCGGCUCUCAGAGGAAGUGCUGCUUGUGCUGAAGGAACGGCUGGGAGCGCAACACACAAGCACGCAGCGCGAGCAAGGACAGCACGCGCAAGGAGGUGCACCUGUAAUCCACGCUGCUCACUCGCCGAUGUGCGGAUAGUGUGAGAGCAUCCAGAAGAGAUAUUCUACACCACGCGCAUACCCAUGCUUGGGAUUUGGCUUUCUUUUUCUUCGCUAAUGCAAAAGGAAAUAUGCAGCGAAGCCUCACACUGCUCUGCACCAGUUUUCUGGGAUUGUGCCUCGGUUCCAGUUUCCCAAGUAAUAUCAACAUAGGAGGGUUAUUCCCAACCGAAUCACACGAAUAUGAAGUGUUUCGGUUUGCGCUCUCGCAUCACCAGGAUAUCCCUAAACUGGUACCUCAAGUGGAUAUGGUCAAAAUGGGGAAUAGCUUCUCCAUGACAUAUGCUUUCUGUUCGCAGUUCUCCAAAGGAGUGUACGCCAUCAUUGGCGUGUAUGACAGGAAGACUGUCAACAUGUUGAUGUCGUUCUGCGGUGCACUGCACGUCUGCUUUGUGACGCCCAGCUUCCCCAUGGAAAACUCCAACCAGUUUGUCAUCCAGCUGAGACCCGAACUGCAGGAUGCCCUGGUGGGCGUAAUCGAGCACUACAAGUGGUCCAAGUUCGUCUACAUGUACAGCUCGGAUUCUGGACUGUCAGUUCUGCAGAAGGUUCUGGACACAGCAGCGGAGCAUAACUGGCUGGUGACCUCUGUGAAUGUUGAGACAAUGACAGAAGCAUCCUUCCUCAAAGUGUUCCAGGACCUGGACAAAAGGAAGGAGGGCCAAAUCAUCAUCGACUGUGAGCUAGAGAGACUCACCUCCAUCCUGAAGAAGAUCAUCGAGUUGGGGAAGAACGUAAAGAGCUACCACUACAUACUAGCAAACCUGGCUUUCAAAUCUCAUCGACUUGACAGAGUUUAUCAGAAGGGUGAGGCGAAUGUAAAAACAGGCUUCCAGCUGGUUUCAACUGAACACCCAACAUAUAUAUCAUAUUUAAAUAUAAAAAUGAUAUGUCUCUCUGCAUUCUUUGUGCAGUACACUGGAGCUCUCACAUAUGAUGGAGUCAAAGUCAUGUCUACAGCCUUCCAGAACCUCCGUAGGCAGAGGAUAGAUAUAUCUCGCCGUGGAAAUGCUGGAGAAUGUCUGGCCAACCCACCAGCACCUUGGGGCCAAGGCAUCGAUAUUCAGAGAGCACUUCAGCAGGUUCGGAUUGAAGGCCUAACAGGACACAUUCAGUUUAACGAAAAAGGACGAAGGACAAACUACACUGUCAGUGUGAUGGAGCUCAGGCCGACAGGACCGAAAAAAGUGGGUUACUGGAAUGAGGAUGAGAAAUUUGUGAGCACGGCGGCCUACAUACCAGGCAGUAAUGACACUUACGGACUUCAGAACCGCACAUAUAUUGUUACCACCAUACUGGAAUCACCAUAUGUCAUGCUGAAAAAGAACCACGAGCAGUUUACAGGAAAUGAUAAGUAUGAAGGUUACUGUGUGGAACUGGCAGCUGAGAUAGCCAAACAUGUGGGAUACCACUACAUACUCAAGAUAGUGGCUGAUGGGAAAUAUGGUGCCAGAGAUCCUGAGACCAUGAUGUGGAAUGGGAUGGUGGGAGAGCUCGUCUAUGGUAAAGCUGAUGUAGCUGUGGCCCCACUGACCAUCACCCUGGUCAGGGAGGAAGUCAUUGAUUUCUCCAAGCCAUUCAUGAGCCUCGGCAUCUCCAUCAUGAUCAAAAAGCCCACCAAGUCCAAGCCUGGUGUGUUCUCCUUCCUGGACCCUUUGGCCUAUGAGAUCUGGAUGUGUAUUGUGUUCGCCUACAUCGGCGUGAGCGUGGUGCUUUUCCUAGUCAGCCGCUUCAGUCCCUACGAGUGGCAUGCAGAUGACUGCGAGGAAGGAGCAGAGCAGAACCCUAACCAACCCUCCUCGUCGUCCGCUCAACCGGGUCAGGGCCAGCAGAACCAGAACCAGCAGAGUCAGGAGCAGAACAACGAGUUUGGCAUCUUCAACAGUCUCUGGUUCUCAUUGGGAGCUUUCAUGCAGCAGGGCUGUGAUAUUUCCCCCAGGUCUCUCUCUGGCCGUAUCGUGGGUGGUGUGUGGUGGUUCUUCACUCUGAUCAUCAUCUCCUCAUACACAGCCAACCUAGCUGCUUUUCUCACAGUAGAGAGGAUGGUGUCACCCAUCGAAAGUGCAGAGGAUCUGGCCAAACAGACAGAGAUUGCUUAUGGCACUCUAGAUGCUGGCUCUACCAAAGAGUUCUUCAGGAGAUCAAAGAUUGCUGUCUUUGAGAAGAUGUGGUCUUAUAUGAAGUCUGCAGACCCCUCAGUGUUUGUGAAAACCACAGAUGAAGGAGUUAUACGGGUGAGGAAAUCCAAAGGGAAGUAUGCCUACCUGCUGGAAUCCACCAUGAACGAGUACAUCGAGCAGCGCAAACCCUGUGACACUAUGAAGGUCGGAGGAAACCUGGACUCUAAAGGCUACGGCAUCGCUACCCCCAAAGGAUCCCCUCUCAGAAACCCAGUAAACCUGGCAGUGUUAAAACUGAAUGAACAAGGCCUGUUGGACAAAUUGAAAAACAAAUGGUGGUACGACAAGGGAGAGUGUGGCAGCGGAGGAGGUGAUUCCAAGGACAAGACCAGUGCUCUUAGCCUCAGCAAUGUGGCUGGGGUUUUCUACAUUCUGAUCGGCGGUCUGGGUCUGGCCAUGCUGGUGGCCCUGGUGGAGUUCUGCUACAAGUCCAGAACAGAGUCCCACAGAAUGAAGCAAUCCAUCAAUGAUGCCAUGCGCUGCUCCACGCUGACCAGGAUGAGCGGGAACGGUAGCGGCGGGGAGAACGGGCGGAUUGUCACACAUGACUUCCCCAAAGCUGUGCAGACACUGCCGUGCAUGAGCCACGCAGCCAGCAUGGGCCUGGGAGCCUCUGGCAUGUGACCAUCUUGACGGAGCGUCACGCGUCACAUGUAACGCACGGACCUCCCGUUCACCUGCCGUCUGCCCCUAUGUCUGUCUGCCCGCCCGCAACAGACACACCGUACUGCCAAAAUGCACUCGAAGACUCUUCUCAGUGAAUAGCCACCAAUAAAACUCUUUUCUAAAGAAAAACAAAACAUCAAAAAAAAGUGCUGCAAUAACAAGCCUGUGGGACUCUUUGGGAAAAAUAGUGUUCGUUUAUGUCAUGAAUACAGAAAACAAAAAAGAGAAGUCUUGUGUCCGAUUCGACACUCGCGCUGUGCCAAUAUUAUAAACCUGUUUACUUCUGUCUGAGUGUGCAAUAUUUUAGUUCAUAUCAGUGUUCAGCAAUGUUGUCUUUAACUUGAAUUUCUUUACAAAGAUUAGCUCACAGAGAUGUUUUUUUUUUUUUUGCACAAAUAUGUUCUAUGAAAUGAAAAAAGCAAGUUCAUUUUCCUUAUACUUACUAGAAAAGAGUUAGAGUAAGCUAACGAGCGAGAUCUUACGCAUUUACCGUAUAUGGAUCCAGUGCCCCGUAAACAACAUUGCUUAUUUCUCUCGGCCACUCUGCGUAUUGAACAAACAUAUCAGCUCAUUUAAUGACCUGUCCAUAGUGUAAAUACUCCGAUGUAAAUCUUAAACCGAGUGAGGGAGAAAUUUCAUUUGUUGUCGAUCGGUAGAGCAUAGCGGAACCGAACUUGUUGAUUAUCUUGCUCUGUGAUUUCCCACCUCAUGGACCUUGCAUAGCUGCUACGCCUCGUUUCAGGCACCAUACCUCAUCAGAGACCUGGAAGCGAGCCGCCACAUGUUUUGAUUGCCACAUCAUUGGGAGCUCUCCUAGGACGGAGUUAAAUUUGACCUCAGUUAUGGGCAAAUGUGCUUUAAUGAGCUAGUGUGUCCCCAAUGCAAACUAUCGGUUCUCGUUAAUGUGAAGCCACUGAGAAUACAUUAAGAAAAGUUCAUUUAAAUGGUGUUGCUGUAACAAAAAGG
This is a messenger RNA of Cyprinus carpio (common carp), 4658 nucleotides long. RefSeq names its product glutamate receptor 1-like (gene gria1a). Gene Ontology annotation, molecular function: transmitter-gated monoatomic ion channel activity involved in regulation of postsynaptic membrane potential; AMPA glutamate receptor activity. Bases 918 to 3650 code for a protein of 910 amino acids. Gene Ontology annotation, biological process: synaptic transmission, glutamatergic; modulation of chemical synaptic transmission. The record is from RefSeq and is a predicted model, not a curated record. NCBI's taxonomy places the organism in Eukaryota, Metazoa, Chordata, Actinopteri, Cypriniformes, Cyprinidae. The transcript is spliced from 21 exons. Gene Ontology annotation, cellular component: plasma membrane; dendritic spine; postsynaptic membrane.